Stegodyphus dumicola is the source of this 1377-nucleotide messenger RNA. RefSeq lists its product as uncharacterized. Gene Ontology annotation, cellular component: membrane. Gene Ontology annotation, biological process: G protein-coupled receptor signaling pathway; cell surface receptor signaling pathway. The record is from RefSeq and is a predicted model, not a curated record. Gene Ontology annotation, molecular function: G protein-coupled receptor activity. NCBI's taxonomy places the organism in Eukaryota, Metazoa, Arthropoda, Arachnida, Araneae, Eresidae.
CUGGGUUUGUGUAAGAUUUGUUCUUGUUUCGGAUGGGCACGAGUUUGUGAAGCAGCGUGGAGCAAUUCUUCUUUUGAUGACUCUUCCAACGGUGUUCGCUUGAUUCUGUUGCUGACAGUUACUGAUAAAGAUGAACCUCCUGGUACAAUACAUCAUAGUUGCUGUUGCAUUUUUUAUUAGUGUGUUUUCCUUCGAUAUUUCAAUGAAAGGUGAUGCAUGCUCGACUUUCGAUCAGUGCAGUGUCACUAACCUGUUUAGAACUUGUAGUUGUGAUUCUGAUUGCCAUAUAUAUGGAACAUGUUGCAUCGAUGCAGAACAGUUUCCUCUAGUGUCCACAACUGAGCAACACUUCCAGUGUAAAUCCGACAGAAUAACAACUCCCGUCUUCGCCAAGAGGGCAUGCGCGGAGAAUUAUGCAGGCAGUACUGACGACAAGCAUCGGUGCACUGAAACAGAAGAGGAGGAUAAAGCUGAUAUUAUACCAAAUUGGAUGGUUACUAAUACAAGGACAGGAGUGACAUACUGGAAUAAACAAUGCGCUCUUUGUAAUAACGAAAAAGAGGAUGAUUUAGAAUACUGGACAUUACAAGUUACUUGCCCAUCCAAGCACGGCGGGAAGAAGUUUGAUGAGAACUACAUUAAGAAACAUUUAUUAUUCGACUUGAAAGAAGAUGAAUGGGGCUUGUGGGUAGAGGAAGAUUUUAUACCAUGUUUCAUCCGAUUCUUUCAACCAGGUGAUAUGGCAGGAAAGUUAGAAUACUGUGCUUCGAACAUGAUAUCUGCAUGUCCACAUAAUUAUACGAAUGAAGACGUAAUUCGUAAGUGCUCCAACUAUUAUGGAGAAAGGAAAGAGAAGAAUUCAGACGUAUAUUAUAAAAAUGUUCAUUGUGCUUUGUGCAAUGGAAAAACGUUGAAAGAAUUGGACUGCGCUGGUCGCAAUUACAAGCCUACUGGACUGAUAUCUGGUUACGAUAUAAUACGAAUUACUUUUGGAUCAGGCCGUUGGCUGAACAAGGAGGGUGUUGAAAAGUACAAAUGCAGUAAAACUUUCUACUACGAUCCAUUUCUCAAGCGAUGCAGGCGAUUGUAUGACUCAUUAAGCAGUAUGGAAGAUGAAACUACAAAUGCUGCCCAAACUGUUGCUGUUCAUGCAUUUAUAUACAUAUCAAUUUUCUUUAUUAAUAAAUUUUUGUUAUGUUUUUUCCUAUAGAUUUAGCAAAAAAAAAGUAAAACUUUCUAUGUAUUACAUGUUUCAGAAUUGAUGCAGAAGAUAAUGUGGUUCAUUAAGCUGCACGGAAGAUGAAGCAGUGAAUUCUCCCUAAACUCUUACUGUUAAAAUAUUUUCAGUUCUUUUGUAAAUAAAUAUUUUUAACUUUA